This is a messenger RNA of Eurytemora carolleeae, 1564 nucleotides long. RefSeq lists its product as uncharacterized. The record is from RefSeq and is a predicted model, not a curated record. The transcript has 12 exons. Lineage: Eukaryota; Metazoa; Arthropoda; Copepoda; Calanoida; Temoridae. Bases 488 to 1285 code for a protein of 265 amino acids.
AUCUUUGUUAGGAAAAAAAUUUUGUUUUAAAUUUUAUUUUAGGCUAAAAAGGUUUAUGCUCAAAUUAAAAGAUUUUGAGCUCCUGUGAUCGUUAUACCAAGAAGUAACAACUUAACAAGAUGCAACACGUUUUGAGCCUCAUGGUCUUGCACAACAUUUAUUAAUGCAUGUCGUGUAUCAUUCAUCAAAUUAUGUUUUUAUUUGGAACCACAUGGAUGUUUUAUGUUCUACCAUAGGUGAUCCGUUUUUAUUAAAAUUAUAGCAUGAGAAAGGAAAUAUUCUUUUACUACUGGCCUGGGGGGUUUGUUAUGAAUUUUUUUUGUCAUUGUUAUUGUAGUUCCUAGAAUUGCAUUGAGCUUAAGUAAAAUAAUGAAUAUUGUCAAUUUCGUAUUUUGUAAACAUUUACAUAGUUUUUGUACAAAAUUAUUUUCUGUUUUCAAUUGUUGAUGUUAUUAUUAUGCGAUUAAAGUUAGAUUAAUUGUUGUUCAUGUUUUUCUUUUGUUUCAGAUUGAAUAAAAUGUCGUCGCGGGAGAGACCAGUUUUAUUUUUGUGCGGGGAUGAGAAGUUUGGUCUUGGGGAAUUCAAAAAAUUAGAAAAACUCGCAAUACAAAUGAACGUCAGAGUGUAUGAUAGAUCUCGGAAGUUUGACGAUAAUGUAACUCAUGUUAUCUAUCAUUCUAUCGGAAAUGCUCCACAGCUAACAAAAUCGGUGAUGUGUGGACUGGCUGCUGGGAAAUGGGUAGUGUACCACAGUUUUCUCGUCAAGAGUGCGAGGAAAAAGAGUUGGACCAACGAGAAAGCUCAUUUACCCUACCCUGCUUGUGUAGAACUAAGGAAAACAAACGAGAUUUCAGGACCUUUUAUUCACAUGAGAGCAGUUAUCAUCAGCAAUAAUGAUCUCAAGGUUGAAGCGUACACUUCUAUUAUCAAGGCAGGCGGAGGGAUCGUUUAUGACAAGAUCAAGGGGAUAAGAGAUCUGUCCGGUAGAAAGUGGCAAAGGGGAGAUUUAACACAUGUUCUGCUUGAUCUGGCAUUUAUGAAACCGAUGCAUAGGUUCUACGACCUGCUUGCAGAUUUCAUCCAAACAUCUAAGGUGUUGGGAAACGUAAGGUUCUUAUACUCUAAAUAUAUUCCUGAAUAUCUACGAGAAGGUGGUCAUGUGAAGGAGGAUAGGUUUGAUCUUCUUAAACCCGGAGUACUGUCCGGGUAUCUACGACGGGUAAACCAAGACGGAUUUAUCCGUUCUUCUCAUACCUGUAUAUCAUUGUCUUGUGCAUUCACUUAAAAAAAGAGGUUAUCAACGUAUUUUUAAGAUCCUCUUUUUUAACGGAGGUAUCUACACGCAACUUUUCAAUAUUAAAAAGUAUGCCGGGCAUGAUUGUUAAUAAAUUAUGACAUUUCAUAAAUAAAGGGUUACAUAAAAUAAUGUGAAUAGUCUUUUUAAAAGCAUGUAAUUUGGGCUGAAUUAAAUAAAUUUAGGUUUUGUUGAAAAUAAACUAUUUGGUGGUUUUGAUUAUCGAAACAAUAUGUAUUUACCGGACUUUUUUGUAAAUUUUAAUAUUAU